Molecule: messenger RNA, 1963 nt
Organism: Danio aesculapii
Lineage: Eukaryota; Metazoa; Chordata; Actinopteri; Cypriniformes; Danionidae
Product: gastrula zinc finger protein XlCGF57.1-like
Exons: 3
Coding region: 62-1453 (463 amino acids)
Biological process (GO): central nervous system development; regulation of transcription by RNA polymerase II
Cellular component (GO): nucleus
Molecular function (GO): RNA polymerase II cis-regulatory region sequence-specific DNA binding; DNA-binding transcription factor activity, RNA polymerase II-specific
Source: RefSeq, a predicted model, not a curated record
AAGUGUCCAAACACAGAGAAAAACUCCUGCUGAAGCGACUGAUCUCCACACUGUUAUAAAGAUGGCGUUUAUUAAAGAGGAGAGUGAAGAUGUGAAGAUUGAAGAAACAUUCAGAGUCAAACAGGAAGAUCUGCAGGAACAAACAGACCUAAUUGAAGAGAAUAAGGGGAGUAAAGAGGAGGAACAUCAUGUCAAAAUUGAGGAAAAAACUCAUUCACAGACUGAUGGUAUUUUGAAAAGGACAGGCAAGAAUCGUUUCACGUGCACCUGGACUCAGUGUGGAAAGAGUUUUGGAAGAAAAGGCAGUCUUAAGAUUCACAUGAUAAUCCACACUGGAGAGAAACCAUUCACAUGCACUCAGUGUGGGAAGAGUUUCAGCCAUUCAUCACACCUUAAGGAACACAUGAUGAUCCACACUGGAGAGAAACCAUUCACAUGCACUCAGUGUGGGAAGAGUUUCAGCUGCUCAUCACACCUUAAUCACCACAUGAGGAUCCACACUGGAGAGAAACCAUUCACCUGCACUCAGUGUGGAAAGAGUUUUGGAAGACAAAGCAGUCUUAAAAUUCACAUGAGGAUCCACACUGGAGAGAAACCAUUCACAUGCACCCAGUGUGGGAAGACUUUCAGCCAAAUAUCAGCCCUUAGCAAACACCAAAAAAUCCACACUGGAGAGAAAUCUUUCACAUGCACUCAGUGUGGGAAGAGUUUCAGCCAAUCAUCAUCCCUUAAUAGUCACAUGAGGAUUCACACUGGAGAGAAACCAUUCACAUGCACUCCGUGUGGGAAGAGUUUCAUCCGCUCAUCAUCCCUUGAUCUACACAUGAUGAGCCACACUGGAGAGAAACCCUUCACAUGCACUCAGUGUGGGAAGAGUUUUAACAGAUCAUCACACCUUAAUCAACACAUGAGAAUCCACACUGGAGAGAAACCAUUCACAUGCACUCAGUGUGGGAAGAGUUUCAAUCAACCAUCAAACCUUAAUCAACACAUGAGGAUUCACACUGGAGAGAAACCAUUCACAUGCACUCUGUGUGGGAAGAGUUUCAUCCAAUCAUCAUCCUUUAAUCUACACAUGAGGAUUCACACUGGAGAGAAACCCUUCACAUGCACUCAGUGUGGGAAGAGUUUCAGCCAAUCAUCACACCUUAAUGAACACAUGAUGAUCCACACUGGAGCAAAACCAUUCACAUGCACUCAGUGUGGGAGGAGUUUUAAGUACUCAUCAAACCUUAAUCAACACAUGAGGAUCCACACUGGAGAGAAACCAUUCACAUGCAGUCAGUGUGGGAAGAGUUUUAAGUACUCAUCAAACCUUAAUCAACACAUGAGGAUCCACACUGGAGAGAAACCAUUCAAAUGCACUCAGUGUGGGAGAAGUUUUAGCAAAUCAUCAUCCCUUAAUCUUCACAUGAUGAGCCACACUGGAGAGAAAUCAUUCACCUGCUCCUAAGCCGUGGUCACACUGGACUUUUCUCCCCAUAGACUUCCAUUCAUAAGCACGUGAAUGCGUCAGACCGGAAACGCAAGUUCUUGCAUCAAGUUUCGCAGUUCACUGCCUUGCAAAGUUCAAACUUUGUGAACUCUGACCUGCGAAAUCGCAUAACUUGACUGUGUGAGACCAAUCGAAGAUCAAAACAUGACCUCGCUGGACCAAAAUGUAAAAUAUGGACCAAUCGCUCACUUUUUUUUAAAUGUCUAAUCAUCUUGUUUAAUCCCGCCCCUUUUCGCAGAGCUGUACAACAGAAUUUUGCAUGCUCAAACUCUAGUGUGACCGCAGAUUCAGUGUGAGAUGAGUUUCAGCAACUCCUUAGACCUUAAACACAUGAAGAUCCACACUGCUGUGAAAGAGUAUAUGUGCUUGAGUGUGAAAAGACUUUUAUUACAGCUCCAAAAUUGAAACUGCACCAGACAGUUCACACUGGAGAGACAGUACAAGUGUUCACACUGUUACAAGAGGUUU